AUGUCAAACAACGAAAAGAUCACUACUGAUCAAUAUGGUAGAAAGAAAUGGAAUCUUGAAGCAUAUGCCGAAGAAGCUAAAUUGAAAAAGAAGCCUACUGUAUCAGAGACAAUCCCAGCACAUCAAAUUGAAGAUGAUUCAUCAUCUUUGGAAUAUAUUAAACAAAGAAACAAACUAUUAGACCAACUGAUAAAAGCAGUUAAGAAAUAUAACCUUAUAACUCCAGAAUUAUCAACAACUACAACUACAUAUGGGAAGAAUAAAAGAUUUGGAUUCUUUUGUCCUAUAUGUGAUGUAUCAUUUCGAGAUAAUUUAUUAUUGAUUGAUCAUUUGAAUUCUCCACAACAUAUUAGUAAACUAAAUCAGGUGAAUUCCAGUAAAGGCGAUACCGCACAGAAUCAAGAAUUAUUAGAAGGUGGUAUACGAAGAGCAAGUUUACAAGAAGUGGUGUCUACAAUGGAAAGGUUGGUUGCUAAAAGCAUACGUGAAAAGAAUAGCCUUGAAAAUGAUCAAUCGGGAUUAUCAUUCCAAGAACGAGUUGAAAAAAGAAGACAAUUUGAAGAGAAGAAGAAACAGAAACGAAAUAAUAGAAAGAAUGUCCAAAAGCAAAGAAAGAAACAAAAGUUGGAACAUGAUUCGUCUUCAGCAAAUGAUGAUAUUAACAAACUUAUGGGGUUUGGUAGUUUUGGAACCACUAAGAGUUAA
Candida tropicalis MYA-3404 is the source of this 705-nucleotide messenger RNA. Its product is annotated as U4/U6-U5 snRNP complex subunit. Bases 1 to 705 code for a protein of 234 amino acids. Lineage: Eukaryota; Fungi; Ascomycota; Pichiomycetes; Serinales; Debaryomycetaceae. Gene Ontology annotation, biological process: mRNA splicing, via spliceosome. Gene Ontology annotation, cellular component: U4/U6 x U5 tri-snRNP complex; spliceosomal complex. The transcript has a single exon. The record is from RefSeq and is a predicted model, not a curated record.